Menidia menidia (Atlantic silverside) is the source of this 2200-nucleotide messenger RNA. NCBI's taxonomy places the organism in Eukaryota, Metazoa, Chordata, Actinopteri, Atheriniformes, Atherinopsidae. The record is from the annotation of a GenBank genome assembly.
GGAUGUUUCCUGGUUACUGUUUGAACACAGGAGAAAGUUCUCGCGGGUGACGUCAUGACGCACGAAGCCCACGCCGAGCCCUGAUUGGACGAGAGGGCCAGCGGAAAGCUCGAGAAGCAGCGAGAAUCCGCGGAGAGAGAAUAAGUCCAGUCGCCGGUUCUGGAUCCUCCAGCAAAUCUGACAGAACAAGAUCCGAGAAGAGACCCGCAAGAGGAGAAGAACCGGGGAAGAACCGGACUCAUCCUGACCCAGAAAAUACCCCAUACUCUGAGACAAAGCCAGCACAGCCAGCAUGUCGGCAGCCAAAGGCGUAGCGAUCGGCAUCGACCUGGGCACCACCUACUCCUGCGUGGGGGUUUUCCAGCACGGAAAAGUAGAAAUCAUCGCCAACGACCAGGGCAACAGGACCACGCCCAGCUAUGUGGCCUUCACCGACACGGAGAGGCUGAUCGGGGACGCGGCCAAGAACCAGGUGGCCCUGAACCCCAGCAACACGGUGUUUGAUGCCAAGAGGCUGAUUGGAAGGAGGUUCGAGGAGCCGGUGGUGCAGGCGGACAUGAAGCACUGGCCCUUCCAGGUGGUGUCCGACGGAGGGAAGCCCAAAAUUCAGGUGGAGUACAAAGGCGAGGACAAGAGCUUCUCCCCGGAGGAGAUUUCCUCCAUGGUCCUGGUGAAGAUGAAGGAGAUCGCCGAGGCCUACCUGGGCCACAAGGUGUCCAACGCCGUCAUCACGGUCCCGGCGUACUUCAACGACUCCCAGCGCCAGGCCACAAAGGACGCGGGCGUGAUCGCGGGGCUCAACGUGCUGAGGAUCAUCAACGAGCCCACGGCGGCCGCCAUCGCCUACGGUCUGGACAAAGGCAAGACGGGAGAGCGCAACGUCCUGAUCUUCGACCUGGGCGGGGGCACCUUCGACGUGUCCGUCCUGACCAUCGAGGACGGCAUCUUCGAGGUGAAGGCCACGGCCGGAGACACGCACCUGGGCGGAGAGGACUUUGACAACCGCAUGGUCAACCACUUUGUGGAGGAGUUCAAGAGGAAGCACAAGAAGGACAUCAGCCAGAACAAGAGAGCCCUGAGGAGGCUGCGCACCGCCUGCGAGAGGGCCAAGAGGACCCUGUCCUCCAGCUCCCAGGCCAGCCUGGAGAUCGACUCCCUGUUCGAGGGCAUGGACUUCUACACCUCGCUCACCAGGGCGCGCUUCGAGGAGCUGUGCUCCGACCUGUUCAGGGGAACCCUGGAGCCGGUGGAGAAAGCCCUGAGGGACGCCAAAAUGGACAAGGGCCAGAUCCACGAGGUGGUCCUGGUGGGAGGCUCCACCCGGAUCCCCAAGAUCCAGAAGCUCCUGCAGGACUUCUUCAACGGCCGGGAGCUGAACAAGAGCAUCAACCCGGACGAGGCGGUGGCGUACGGCGCCGCCGUGCAGGGCGCCAUCCUGUCGGGCGACACCUCGGGCAACGUCCAGGACCUGCUGCUGCUGGACGUGGCGCCCCUGUCCCUGGGAAUCGAGACGGCGGGAGGGGUGAUGACCUCCCUGAUCAAACGCAACACCACCAUCCCCACCAAGCAGACCCAGGUGUUCAGCACCUACGCCGACAACCAGCCCGGGGUCCUGAUCCAGGUCUACGAGGGCGAGAGGGCCAUGACCAAGGACAACAACCUGCUGGGCAAGUUCGAGCUGGCCGGAAUCCCGCCGGCUCCCCGAGGCGUCCCGCAGAUCCAGGUCACCUUCGACAUCGACGCCAACGGCAUCCUGAACGUGUCGGCGGUGGACAAGAGCACCGGCAAAGAGAACAAGAUCACCAUCACCAACGACAAGGGCCGGCUGAGCAAAGAGGAGAUCGAGAGGAUGCUGCAGGACGCCGACAGAUACAAAGCCCAGGACGAGCUGCAGAGGGACAAGAUGGCCGCCAGGAACUCCCUGGAGUCCCUGGCCUUCAGCCUGAAGAGCAGCGUGCAGGACCAGAGCCUGCAGGACAAAAUCAGCCCCGAGGACCAGAAGAAGGUGCUGGACAAGUGCCAGGAGACCAUCGCCUGGCUGGAGAACAACCAGCUGGCCGAGAAAGAGGAGUUCCAGCACCAGCAGAAGCAGCUGGAGAGCGUCUUUCCGACCAAUCACAGCUCGACGGGCGCGCUGGGCUUCGUGACGUCACCCGCGAGAACGUUCUCCCGGCUUCUGGUCGCGCGGAGAAACCGUUAG